UGAGGGUUGUUUUAUAUUUUGCAUAUUAUUUUGUAAAAUUAACCUUACCUUGUGACCAUACUAUUUUAUUUUUAAGACCAAUCCAAAGAUAAAAGAAGUAGUAAUGAAAUCAAAGGGACAACCACGUAAAAGAUUGACAUAUGUGUAUAACCUUUGCAAAGGUAAAUAUAUUUGUGAGGGUGGUGAGGAUAUGGAUAUUUGUAAAGAAGGGGAAGAAGCUAAAAGAGGGUCUGGACAUGGUGGUUGUGGCCACUACCAACCCUCUAUCAAACGUCAAGGUUUUAAUAUAACAGCUGAAUGGAAACGCGCAAAUGAAGAUACCCGAGAAAAAAUAACAAUAAUAACAGCAGAGAGAGCGUGGGAAAUACUUAAACACAUAACAGAUGAGGAAUCAUUUAUUUUGGGCAUGGAUCCCAAAUUUGCAAGACCGGACUGGAUGAUUGUGACAGUUUUGCCUGUGCCACCAUUGUCAGUGAGACCAGCUGUGGUCAUGUUUGGAGCUGCAAAAAUUCAAGAUGAUUUAACUCAUAAACUUGCUGACAUUAUCAAGGCCAAUAAUGAAUUGAAGAGGAAUCAACGGUUGGAAGUUCCGGGUCAUAUUCUUGCUGAAAAUAUAAGACUGCUACAAUUUCAUGUAGCUACAUUUGUAGACAAUAAUUUGCCAGGCAUGCCCGAAGCAACACAGAAAACAGGAAAACCUCUAAAAACGAUCAAAGACCGGCUGAAGGGAAAAGAAGGGAGAAUUAGAGGAAACCUUAUGGGAAAAAGUGUAAAUUUCUCAGCUCGUACCGUAAUUACACCUGAUCCAAAUCUAAGCAUUAGCCAAGUAGGAGUACCAAGGUCAAUUGCGCAAAAUUUAACAUUCCCAGAGUUUGUCACUCCAUUUAAUAUUGAAAUGAUGCAGGAGUUAGUUCAACGAGGAAAUGCCGAAUAUCCUGGGGCUAAAUAUAUCUUACGAAACAAUGGAGAAAGUAUCGAUCUUCGACUCCAUCCUAAACCAUCAGAUCUUCAUCUGCAGUAUGGAUACAAGGUUGAGAGACAUUUAAGAGAUGAUGAUUUGGUUGUAUUCAACCGGCAGCCUACCCUCCACAAGAUGAGUAUGAUGGGUCACAGGGUGAAAGUUCUGCCUUGGUCAACAUUCCGUAUGAAUUUGAGUUGUACAUCUCCUUACAAUGCUGAUUUUGAUGGAGAUGAAAUGAAUUUACAUGUCCCACAGUCUAUGGAAACUCGUGCAGAAGUUGAAAAUAUUCAUAUUACACCUCGGCAAAUUAUUACACCGCAAGCCAAUAAACCUGUUAUGGGUAUUGUACAAGAUACUUUAACUGCUGUCAGAAAAAUGACAAAAAGAGAUGUGUUUCUUACUAAAGAGCAAAUCAUGAAUCUGCUUAUGUUUUUGCCUACAUGGGAUGGUAAGAUCCCACAGCCUUGUAUUCUGAAACCACAACCACUGUGGACUGGUAAACAGAUAUUUACUUUAAUCAUUCCGGGAAAUGUGAAUAUGAUUAGAACACACUCAACCCAUCCCGAUGAAGAAGAUGAUGGACCAUACAAAUGGAUAUCACCGGGAGAUACAAAAGUUGUUGUAGAGCACGGAGAAUUGCUUAUGGGUAUCCUAUGUAAGAAAACUUUGGGUGCUUUAGCAGGUUCCUUGCUUCACAUUUGUAUGUUGGAAUUAGGCCAUAAAACAGCUGGCCGCUUUUAUGACAAUAUUCAGUCGGUAAUAAAUAGUUGGUUAUUACUGGAAGGCCAUUCUUUCGGUAUUGGUGACAUUAUUGCUGAUUCACAAACAUACCAGGAAAUUCAUCGUGCCAUUGUAAAGGCCAAACAUGAUGUCAUAGAAGUUAUACAACAAGCUCAUAAUAUGGAACUGGACCCAACUCCGGGUAAAACUUUCGAAAUUCAAGUAAGUCGUAUUCUCAACGACGCUAGUGAUAAAGCUGGUGAAUUAACUAAAAACUCCUUAACAGAGUACAACAACCUCAAGGCUAUGGUAGUCGCCGGUUCUAAAGGUUCAAAUGUUAACAUAUCUCAAAUUAUUGCUUGCGUGGGGCAACAAAACGUAGAAGGUAAACGUAUACCAUUUGGCUUUCGGAAGCGAACAUUGCCACACUUUAUUAAAUACGAUUACGGUCCUGAAUCAAGAGGCUUUGUAGAAAAUUCAUAUCUAGCCGGUUUGACGCCAUCUGAGUUCUAUUUUCAUGCUAUGAGUCGUCGUGAAGGACUUAUUGAUAAAUCGGUUAAAAUUGCCGAGAUCGGAUAUAUUCAACGUCGUUUGAUGAAAGCAUUGGAAUCUGUCAUGGUACAUUAUGAUGGAACCGUUCGUAACUGUGCCGGGCAAUUAAUUCAGUUAGUCUAUGGCGAGGAUGGUUUCGCUGGUGAGACUGUGGAAUUCCAGAAUUUACCUACUUUAAAACUGUCCAACAAAGCAUUUGAAAAGAAAUUCAAAUUUGAUCCUGCUAAUGAGAGACACCUGAAACGAAUUUUCAAUAAAGAUAUUAUAAAAGAGUUAACUGAGUCCGGGCACGUAAUAUCGGAACUUGAAAGCGAAUGGGAGCAGUUAUCAAAAGACAGAGAAAUAUUGAGACAAAUCUUCCCUAGCAGUGAAUCGAAGGUUGUACUUCCUUGUAAUAUCCAGAGAAUGAUUUGGAAUGUACAGAAGAUUUUCCAUAUUAACAAAAGAAUGCCAACAGACUUAAGUCCUACAAAGGUCAUACAAGGAGUGAAAGAUUUGUUGAAGAAAUGUGUUAUUGUAGCAGGGGAAGAUCGCUUAUCUAAGCAGGCUAAUGAAAAUGCUACGCUUCUAUUCCAAUGUUUGGUGAGAUCAACACUGUGCACGAAAUUUGUUUCGGAAGAAUAUCGUUUGUCUAGUGAAGCCUUCGAAUGGCUAAUUGGAGACAUUGAAAUUCGGUUCCAGCAAGCACAAGUAAACCCAGGAGAAAUGGUCGGAGCUUUAGCUGCACAGUCACUUGGUGAGCCUGUCACUCAAAUGACAUUCAACACUUUCCAUUUUGGUGGUGUAUCAUCCAAAAACAUAUCCCAUGGUGUACCGCGACUAAAGGAAAUCAUCAAUAUAUCAAAGAAACCAAAAGCGCCAUCUCUAACCGUAUUUUUGACAGAAGGUGCGGCCCGAGACGCUGAAAAAGCUAAGAAUGUGCUGUGCAGAUUAGAACACACAACUUUACGAAAGGUCACAGCAAAUACAGCAAUCUACUAUGAUCCAGAUCCACAGAACACUGUUAUUGCCGAAGAUCAAGAAUUUAUUAAUGUUUACUAUGAGAUGCCUGACUUUGAUCCCACCAAGAUCUCGCCUUGGCUAUUGCGUAUUGAAUUGGAUCGCAAGAGGAUGAAGGAUAAGAAAUUGACUAUGGAAGAGAUCGCAGAAAAAAUUAAUGCUGGAUUCGGAGAUGAUUUGAACUGUAUAUUUAACGACGAUAAUGCUGAAAAACUUGUACUGCGAAUAAGAACUAUGAAUAAUGAAGAGAGUAAAUUCCAAGAUAACGAUGAAGAGACUGUGGACAAAAUGGAAGAUGAUAUGUUCCUACAUUGUAUUGAGGCCAAUAUGUUGUCUGACAUGACACUACAAGGCGUAGAAGCGAUAGCCAAAGUAUACAUGCAUUUACCUCAGACUGAAGCCAAAAAACGAAUGAUAAUCACAGAACAAGGCGAACUUAAGGCAAUUGCUGAAUGGUUACUGGAAACUGAUGGUACUUCACUCAUGAAAGUCCUUUCCGAGAGAGACGUAGAUCCGAUACGAACAUUUUCUAACGACAUUUGUGAAAUAUUCCAAGUGCUUGGCAUUGAGGCUGUUCGGAAAUCAAUAGAAAAAGAGAUAAGUGCCGUGUUGCAGUUCUACGGCCUAUACGUAAACUAUCGUCAUCUCGCUUUGCUUUGUGACGUGAUGACAGCAAAGGGUCAUCUCAUGGCUAUCACCCGUCACGGUAUUAAUAGACAAGACACUGGAGCCUUAAUGAGAUGUACAUUCGAAGAAACAGUGGACGUUUUACUAGACGCAGCCAGUCAUGCUGAAGUGGAUCCAUUGAGAGGAGUAUCAGAAAAUAUAAUCAUGGGACAGUUACCGAGAAUAGGAACAGGGUGUUUUGAUUUGCUACCUGAUGCCGAAAAGUGUAACCAACAAACAUUUUUGGGCGCUCCUUGGGUAGGCACGGGGCUGGGUACAAGUAUGUACUUUGGCAAUGGGACAUCGUCUAGGACACCAUAGAAUACUCCAUAGUCACUUCAGAAGACAGCUGGGUGUUUUUGCAAUAACUGGGUCAAGAAUUUUAAUAAUGCACCAGCAUGGUUGCCCAUCAGUCAGUGCCUAGCCAUUAUGAGCCUUCGUUGUCAUCCUAGGUCUCCCCGUAGAAGCUAUUUCGACUACUCGGGUUUACUCCGGAGAUUUAUUACGGAGAUUAUACAAUCUAAUCCCACUUCUCCACAUUACUCACCGGCGAGUCUUGCAUCUUCCCCAACCUCGCCACACUACUCAAGGACCUCGCCGAUUUGUUUUUUGAAAUAUAAGUUACCAUAAAAAAGGUUUUCUUUUUUUCUAAUUACUACAAUUUGAAUAUGCGACUUUUAACUCAGAAUCCAGAUCACGUUGUCAAUGCAACGACUAUGAAGCCAGCUAAAAUGUAA
Messenger RNA from Papilio polytes (common Mormon), 4635 nucleotides. Its product is annotated as DNA-directed RNA polymerase II subunit rpb1-like. Gene Ontology annotation, molecular function: DNA binding. Gene Ontology annotation, biological process: DNA-templated transcription. NCBI's taxonomy places the organism in Eukaryota, Metazoa, Arthropoda, Insecta, Lepidoptera, Papilionidae. The record is from RefSeq and is a predicted model, not a curated record. Gene Ontology annotation, cellular component: RNA polymerase II, core complex. The transcript has 4 exons. The coding region runs from base 104 to 4219 and encodes 1371 amino acids.